Andrographis paniculata is the source of this 1198-nucleotide messenger RNA. RefSeq lists its product as uncharacterized. Bases 73 to 609 code for a protein of 178 amino acids. The transcript has 7 exons. NCBI's taxonomy places the organism in Eukaryota, Viridiplantae, Streptophyta, Magnoliopsida, Lamiales, Acanthaceae. The record is from RefSeq and is a predicted model, not a curated record.
CUCAUAUCAUCACUUCGAUUUCAAUCCUCUGAGAUUGUAGCUAGCCACGCUUCUUCAUCAAUAUGUCGACAAAUGCCCUCCCCCACCUACCUCUCGACUGCGACCGCCGCUAGUUAUAAAUGGGAGCUGACGGUAAGAAGCCAUGGAUUGUGGGAAGCUCUGGCCGAGAGUGUCCGGACUGAAGGUUUGGAUCCACUCCAGAUGCUUGGGUGGAUGAAAACUGCCGAAGAACCUGCUCUUAAGCUUGGAGAUGCAUACACCAUUGUUGUUGUUCCCGGUGACUGUCAAAUAGAUGCAAAGCGCGCUGUUGCAUAUAUAAAGAAGGUGAGCAUUGGAAAACAAUGGAAAGAGUUACUGAAUUACAAUGACAAUAUCGGUUUAAUAUUCCAUCACAAGAGGAUGCGAAGAAGCUUGACAGGGGUGCCAAGAACCGUUACAAUGUGUCGAACACAUCAUAUUACUUCAACAUAUGAGCAUAGGGGCAGAAGUUCCUAUCGUCCGGGUCUUACAUCGAGCAAUGUCUCAGGAAAGUUAUAUGUUGUAAUUACAGUCUCAAAAACAACGGAUGAUGUAUUUUAUAUAUCAAUUCUAGAGUUGGUGCAAACUUGAUUUUUCAUGAAUAGAUAUCAAUAAUUUAAAAGUAAUUGUUCUUUACUGUAGGGCUGACAAAUGGAAUGGCAACAUAUUGGCAUGCGAAGAGACUCUAAAAGUUGUUAAUAAAGGGGAAAAAUGCAUUAUUUGGUUAAAGGAUACGGCAAAUGGUGAAGUCUAUACUCGGGCGUUUCUUAAAGAGGGAGAGCCACAUCCAGUGGAACCCGUGAUCGAUAGCAACAGGUCAAACAAGAGACCAAUAUAUCUUAUAUCUGCUCCAGCUAUUACAGAGCUCCUGAGCUGAUUUUCGCAGCCACAUAAUAUACUACUAGCAUCGGGAUUUGGUGGGUUGGAUGUGUGUUUGCUGAGUUACUUUCCGAACAGGUAGUUAAUGUUAUUGUUGUAGGUUUUUUUUGCCAUUUUCAGAGUAUUACACCUUUGCACAUAAAGCUAUACAGACUUUAUAUUGCUUAUAUAUGUUUUCAUUCCGUUAGCCUUUGUCUUUGCCUUUGCAGCCUUUGUACGGUUAUGUUUCUAUUUUUUGUGAUAUCUAUCGAUUAUGGAACUAUGCUCAUAAAUAUCAUGUGAUUCGCUCGUAUUUUGUUUA